AUGAGCGCUCGCGAUUUCGUAGAAGGUGAGGCUAUGCUGGACGAUGAGGAUAAUGAGAAUGAGGAGGAACAGGAGGAAGACUACGAUGGCGAAGUUCGUGAGGGUGCUGGCACCGGGAAUCGCUACAAUGACUCGAGUGAAGAGGAAGAGGAGGACGAUGAUGAUGAGGAGGCAGCUCGUGCAAUCCGCGAGGGAUUUAUUGUCGAUGAAGACGAAGAAAUCGAAGAACGCGCCGAGCGCAGGCGCGAGAAAAGGAAGCGGCGUCGGGAGGAGCGUGAGCGCGAAGAUGAGCAUCUUGAUGAGGAAGAUUUAGAGCUCAUUGGAGAGUUGAACCCUGCUUUCCAGUCCGCCGCAGCUGCAGAGUCCAAAUUCAAACACCAUCGGCAAGCGUCCCAAGGCAUCGACGACAUCUUCAAUUCGGAUGAAGACGAGGAGGCGGCAGGCGACUAUGGAAGACCGAGUCAUCGCAGACCUAUGCACGAUGAAAUGAAGGACUUUAUCGAGGAAGACGUCUUCACGGAUGAUGAGCUAGAGCGGGAACGAGAGGAUCUGGAGAUCGCCCGUCCGGCGAAGAGGGGCAUCACCGGCCUCGGGGCCACCGACGCAGCUGGCUUGGACGAGAAUGCCCUCGAAGAUAUGCGCGCAGCGUUCGGCGACGGAAACGAAUACCUGUUCGCCCUUGAAAUGGAAGAACAAGAGGAGGAGCAAGAGGAAGACCAGGAGAAGCAUCUGGACCUAAAGGAUGUUUUUGAACCGUCACAACUGGCUGAGAGGAUGUUGACAGAAGAGGACAACCAGAUUCGAUUGUUGGACGAGCCUGAGCGUCAUCAGCUUGCCCGCAAGCCGUAUCGCAACCUCGUUCUGACGGAAGAGCAGUUCCGCGAAGAGGCAGCCUGGAUCUCAAAUCUCAUGCUUCUCAAGAAGCGCAUCGAACCCGAAUUGAGAGAACCGUUCCAGCGGUCCGUAGCCAAAGUGCUAGAGUUCCUCGUGACAGACGACUGGGAGGUUCCUUUCAUUUUCCAGCAUCGCAAGGACUAUAUGAUUCACGCGACCAAGGUUCCUGUGGACGGUGCGCCUGCUGAUGGGGAUACGUCUCAGUACACCAUCAAGGCCGAGAAGCUUUUGAACAUGACGGAUCUCUGGGACAUCUUUGAUCAUGACCUCAAAUUUAGAGCAUUGGUUGAGAAGCGCAAUGCGAUCCAGAAGACAUACGACAAUCUACAGAGCUUAUACAGCGUGAACGAUAGUGUCGUGGAGGAUAUGCUAUCUACGGCCGUUACCAUGGAGGAACUCCAAGAUGUGCAGGACUACGUUCACUUUCAGUAUGCCUCGCAAUUGCGCGAUAUUAACUUGAUGAAUGGGGAGGCCAACGGCGAUACUCAUCGGCGCAAGGCGACUGGCAAGUCCUUCUUUGAGCGUGUCCGCAACGGCAAGGCUUACGGUCUUGUUCGCGCGUUUGGCAUCACAGCAGAUGCUUUCGCGCAGAAUGCUCUGAAGGAGGGUCGUCGCCAGUACACUGAGGAUCCAGCUGAGCGCCCGGAGGAGAUGGCUGACAGCUUCAUUGACAACGAUUUCUCCAAUGCUUCCCAUGUCCUCAAAGCCGCCAAGGCCAUGUUUGCGGAGGAAAUUGUAAUGAGCCCCAAGAUGCGCAAGGUGAUCCGGCAGGCAUACUACAUGAACGGCGCAGUUGACUGCUUCCGAACUGAAAAGGGUCUCAGGAGGAUUGACGAACAGCACCCUUACUACGAAUUCAAGUACCUGAGAAAUCAGCAGCUCAGUGACAUCGCUCGUCAGCCCGAGCUUUAUCUUCGGAUGCUCAAGGCUGAAGAAGAGGGUCUGGUGGAAGUCAAGGUUCGAUUUGAGAAUUUUGAUCAUUUCCGGCAGCGCCUCUACCCGGACAUCGAAUCGGAUAACUACAGUGAAAUUGCUGAUGCUUGGAAUCGUACCCGUCGCGAAGUCCUGGACAUGGCGCUGGGUAAACUGGAGCGGUUGAUCAAUCGCAGCGUCAAGGAAAAUAUCCGUCAGGAGUGCGAGAAUCACGUGGCCAAGGAGUGUCGUGAAGCUUUCUCUCAGCGCUUGGAUCAGGCUCCUUAUAAGCCCAAGGGCAUGGUUCUGGGUACUGUUCCUCGUGUCCUGGCCAUGUCUACUGGUACCGGCAUUGUCGGACGCGACCCCAUCCACUGGGCAUACGUCGAAGAAGACGGUCGCGUGCUGGAGAAUGGCAAGUUUGUGGAUUUGUCAAUAGGUGACCGAGAUCGCAGCAUUCCCGACGGUAAAGAUGUCGAGGCAUUGAUAGAGCUGCUGGAGCGCCGGCGACCAGACGUCAUUGGUGUCUCAGGCAUGUCCCCGGAAACACGCAAGCUGUACAAGCUUCUGACCGAAUUGAUCGAGAAAAAGGAUCUUCGGGGCGCUACGUACACUGAUGAGCGUGAUGAAGAAAUUAGCGAUCCCUUGGAGGUCGUGAUUGUGAAUGACGAAGUGGCGCGGCUCUACCAGCACAGUGAGCGGGCGAAGAAGGAUCAUCCCAGCUUUGGUCCCUUGACGCAUUACUGUGUCGCAUUGGCCAAGUAUCUGCAAAGCCCUCUGAAGGAGUACGCCUCGCUAGGUCGGGAUAUUGUUUCCAUUCAGUUCAAGCGAGGCCAGCAACUGGUUGCUCAGGAGCAGCUCCUGAAACAGCUGGAGACCGCUUUGGUUGAUAUGGUCAACUUGGUGGGUGUUGAUAUCAACGAGGCCGUCACCGAUACUGCGACAGCAAACCUUCUCCCCUAUGCGGCCCACCUACUCAAGAUUGUCAACAUGAACGGCGGUGUGGUCAAUAACCGCGUUGAGCUAUUGGGUGUCAAUGCGCAGUAUCCGGCUAUGGGCGUGAAGGUCUGGAACAAUUGCGCCAGCUUCAUGUUCAUUGACUUUGAAAAUGCCGACCCGGAUGCUGACCCGUUGGACAACACCCGAGUGCACCCAGAAGACUACGAUAUUGCGCGCAAAAUGGCAGCCGAUGCCUUGGAACUGGACGAGGAGGACAUCAAGGCAGAAACGGAUGAGAAUGGACCCGGCGCUAUCGUGCGGAAGCUCUUCCGGGAUGAAGCGCAGGACAGGGUCAACGACCUGAUCCUGGAAGAGUAUGCGGAACAGCUGGAAAAGAACCUCAACCAGCGGAAACGAGCGACACUGGAGACGAUCCGCGCCGAAUUGCAACAGCCGUAUGAGGAAUUGCGCAAGCAAUUCGCCUUGCUCAGCACUGACGAUGUUUUCACCAUGCUCACGGGCGAGACGUCGGACACCCUGGCCGAGGGCAUGGUGGUACCCAUGUCGAUCAAGCGCAUCACGGAUGACCACAUUGACGGCAAGCUCGAUUGCGGCGUUGACGUGCUGGUGCCAGAGUCGGAGCUUACCGAUCGCUACGACAUCCCGGUACGGGCUCUCUACUCGCUACACCAGACGCUCCCAGCCAAGGUGCUGUUCUUAAACAAGAAGAGCUUCUUGUGCAAUGUUUCGCUUCGCGAGGAGCAAGUCAGUCGACCAGCGCCCAGACCUCGCGACCACAUGCGUGGCGAAUGGGACGAUCGGCAGGAGGCAAAAGACCGGGAGAUGCUGCAGGAGAAGACGCAGAGCGGAGGGCGCGUCAUGCGUGUCAUCAAGCAUCCUCUGUUCCGAACGUUCAACUCCACACAGGCGGAAGAGUUCCUGGGAUCGCAGAGCCGUGGUGAUGUGGUGAUCCGGCCAUCAUCUAAGGGACCGGACCAUCUGGCCGUCACCUGGAAGGUGGCCGACGGCAUCUUCCAGCAUAUCGAUGUUCUGGAACUCGACAAGGAGAAUGAGUUCUCCGUAGGUCGUACGCUAAAGGUUGGCGGUCGUUACACCUACAGCGACUUGGACGACUUGAUCUUCAACCAUGUCAAGGCGAUGGCCAAGAAGGUGGACGAGAUGAUGCUGCAUGAGAAGUACCAGGAAGGCAGCAAGGAUGCCACCUACUCUUGGUUGAACACCUAUACCAAGGCGAACCCCAGACGAUCUGCAUAUGCCUUCUGUAUCGACCCCAAGCACCCGGGAUACUUUUUGCUGUGUUUCAAGGCUGGUGAGAAUGCCCAGCUCCACAGCUGGCCGGUCAAGGUCAUCCCUCAAGGCUAUGAGUUGCAGCGUAACCCGUACCCGGACAUGCGCGCGCUGUGCAAUGGGUUCAAGCUACUGUUUACCAAUAUGCAGGCCGGCAAGCGACGAUGA
Aspergillus novofumigatus IBT 16806 is the source of this 4221-nucleotide messenger RNA. It is a transcript of the gene spt6, whose product is annotated as chromatin-remodeling histone chaperone SPT6. NCBI's taxonomy places the organism in Eukaryota, Fungi, Ascomycota, Eurotiomycetes, Eurotiales, Aspergillaceae. Gene Ontology annotation, molecular function: histone binding; nucleosome binding; DNA binding. The transcript has 6 exons. The record is from RefSeq and is a predicted model, not a curated record. Bases 1 to 4221 code for a protein of 1406 amino acids. Gene Ontology annotation, cellular component: transcription elongation factor complex. Gene Ontology annotation, biological process: mRNA transcription by RNA polymerase II; transcription elongation-coupled chromatin remodeling; transcription elongation by RNA polymerase II.